Messenger RNA from Humulus lupulus (European hop), 1629 nucleotides. Its product is annotated as hydroquinone glucosyltransferase-like. The transcript has 2 exons. NCBI's taxonomy places the organism in Eukaryota, Viridiplantae, Streptophyta, Magnoliopsida, Rosales, Cannabaceae. Bases 78 to 1475 code for a protein of 465 amino acids. Gene Ontology annotation, molecular function: UDP-glycosyltransferase activity. The record is from RefSeq and is a predicted model, not a curated record.
AGCUUCUAAAGCUCUCUCUCUCUCUCUCUCUCUAUAUAUAUAUUAUUUCCCUCCUUGUUCUUACAACAAGCUUCACCAUGGCUCAACAACUCCACGUGGCAAUGCUUCCAUCUCCGGGGAUUGGCCACCUCAUCCCUCUCGUCGAGUUCGCCAAGCGUCUAGUGACAGCCCACGAUUUUACCAUCACGCUGGUGGUUCCGAUCGAUGGACCUGUACCUUCAAAGACCCAAAAGUCAGUACUGAGCGCCUUGCCGGAGGCAAUCGACCAUGUGUUCCUCCCACCGGUUAACUUCGACGACCACCCAGAUGGGACAAAGAUCGAGACCAUUAUCAAUCUCACCGUGACACGCUCUCUCCCAGCUCUCAGAGACGUUUUGAAGUCCAUGUUCUCGCGUUUCGGCUCGGUCCGCGCUCUUGUCGUCGACAUUUUCGGCACCGACGCUUUUGAUGUCGCACGAGAGUUCAACAUGUUGUCGUAUAUCUUUUUCCCGACAACAGCCACGGGCUUGUCUCUUCUCCUCCACUUGCCGGUUCUCGACGAAACUGAGUCGUGUGAGUUCAGAGAGCUUUCUGAGCCGGUAAGAAUCCCAGGUUCUAUUCCGAUCCCCAGUACGGAGUUUCCUGAACCACUUCAGGAUAGGAAAAACGACGCUUACAAAUGGACCCUUCACAAAGCGAAACGGUAUCGUUUAGCUGACGGUAUUGUGGUGAAUUCUUUCUUGGAAUUGGAGUCCGGAACAAUACCAUCCUUGACGAAGAGUGAGCCAGGUAAGCCGCCGGUUUACCCAGUUGGGCCGUUGGUGAACAUGGAACCGACCACGGAGGCUGACGACUCAAAUUGUCUGACGUGGCUUGACAAGCAGCCACAUGGCAGCGUCUUAUUCGUUUCUUUUGGGAGUGGAGGGUCCCUCUCGUCGGAGCAGAUUAAUGAGCUAGCUUUUGGAUUAGAAAUGAGUGCGCAAAGAUUCUUGUGGGUGGUGAGGAGGCCCAACGAUAAUGUCUCAAACGCCACUUAUUUUAGCGGGACAGCCCAAAACGAUUCGUCGUUUGAUUUCUUACCAAACGGUUUUCUGGAGCGAAUCGAAGGGAGGGGUCUUGUUGUGCCAUCUUGGGCCCCACAGUCCAAAAUUCUGAGCCAUGGCUCGACGGGUGGGUUCCUGUCCCAUUGUGGGUGGAACUCCACGCUGGAGAGCGUGUUCAAUGGCGUGCCGCUCGUGGCUUGGCCACUCUUCGCGGAGCAGAGAUUGAACGCUUUUUUGUUGACCCAAGAAAUUAAAGUGGCGUUAAGGCCUAAAGCGGGUGAGAACGGUGUCGUUCAAAGGGAAGAAAUUGCCAGAGUGGUUAAGUCUCUUCUAGAAGGGGAAGAGGGUGAAAAGCUCAGAAACCGAAUGAAGGACCUUAAAGAAGCUGCGGCUAAGGCUUUGAGCCCAAAUGGGGCUUCUACUAAAGCACUAUCUGAGGAGACUGGCUUUUGAUGAAGAAGGGGAAUGAGGUCAUAAUUUGUGGAGAUUUCUUGUAGAUCUUUUUUUAUCACUAAAGAGCUGUGCAAGAUGAAGUCUCAUGUGUGAUUUUGAAUGAGAGAUUGAAAUGAGGAAUCUUAUUUUUUACUAUGACUCUUCUACUCCAAUU